GCCCGCGGUAGUGCCCGUCGGAACCGUGAGCCGCCCGUGCCAGGCCGCUGUUUUCCCCGCGCCGCCGCAGCACCGGCGCCCCUGUGGCCGUCCCGGUCCUCCAUAUAUACCGGCGCCCCCCGCCUCAAGAACUCGACCCAAAGCCUCUCCUCGACCCCCAAAGGCCAAAGCCAUCCCGUGAUUCCCGUCAUCUGUUGCAGCUCGCAACGCACGUAGGCAGAGCCAUGGCGGCAGCACACCUCGCUUGCGCCUUCUUCUUCGACGCCGAGCCGGUCGGCGAGCCCAGGCUGCCCGCGCUGGACGCGUGCUCGCUCUGCGCCAAGCCGCUGGGGCGCGACAGCGACCUCUUCAUGUACCGAGGGGACACGCCCUUCUGCAGCGAGGGCUGCCGCGACGAGCAGAUGCAGUUCGACGCCAUCCGGGCCAGGCAGGCCGCAAGGUCCGCCGCCGGCCGGAGGCACCAGCAGCAGUACUCGACGAGGAAGGCAUCCGCGGUGGCGAGCUGAACGGGCUGGACGCUGCGCAUGCAGUCAUCCAGAGACCUGAUGAGCAAGGUCUGGUUUGUCUGUCUCCGGAAGGUACUGGGAAGCAUCUACCGCUUGGGACACAAGGGUCAAGGGGGAUCCAUUUCUCCGUCACGCUUUGCGCGGCCUGAGCAGCGCGGUGAUGGCCGGUGCCGGCGGAGGAAGGAUCCAUCAUCCAUCAGAGUUCGUGUGCACUGCAUGAGGCAUUGGGCUUCUCAGCGGCCCGCUGCCGCACUCUCCAACAGAGAGAGAGCUCCAACACCAACACCGUGUUGUACAUUUGGGAAGCUUAUUUCCAAAUUCCAACCAUUCUUUUAGAAGAAUCAUGUAUCUUCGGAGAAAUGAGUUUAGUCUGGAAAUUAAAUGCCAUGGGUUGGCCAUGGACUGCGAGAAGACCAUCUGAAAAAGAUCUCCUGUCGUCUCUGUUGCAGCUCGUGUCCUCUCUUUUUUCCCCCCGGUAACAUUUCGGCCUGGUAACUGCUGUAACGGUGCCCUGUCUGUCUAAUGAAGUGAGCCACAUCAGUGACAGCUGGCAAAACUCCGUAAAUGAAAUGCUUUUUGCCUCGUUAGUGAAUGGGGCAGGGCUGUGGCCUGUCAUAAUAAAAAAAAUUGCAAUGAGAUGUUGUACUA
Molecule: messenger RNA, 1154 nt
Organism: Panicum virgatum (switchgrass)
Lineage: Eukaryota; Viridiplantae; Streptophyta; Magnoliopsida; Poales; Poaceae
Product: FCS-Like Zinc finger 2-like
Exons: 1
Coding region: 225-506 (93 amino acids)
Source: RefSeq, a predicted model, not a curated record